AUGGUGGUGUUGUUCGUGAUCUCCAUGAGAGUACUAAGCUUAUUGAGGAGUGUUGCUCAGCCAUGUGUAUUAGCUGAAGACUGCAACCACCCUGAUUACGUUAAGCUUGUCAAGGCUCUCUGCGCUGAUCACAACAUCAACUUGCUUACUGUUCCAAGUGCCAAGAUCCUCGGUGAAUGGGCUGGUCUAUGCAAGAUUUACUCUGAGGGUAUGCCAUGA
This is a messenger RNA of Eruca vesicaria subsp. sativa (arugula), 219 nucleotides long. The record is from the annotation of a GenBank genome assembly. NCBI's taxonomy places the organism in Eukaryota, Viridiplantae, Streptophyta, Magnoliopsida, Brassicales, Brassicaceae.